AUGAGGACGGCCUUCCUCUUUGGCAGGCUUUGCGCUCGUCAAGGUGCACGCCAGGCCGCCCCGAGGAUACCGAAACUCGCCAACAAUUUCACACGAUGGCAGUCGACAUUCGGAAACGGCACUCGCUCGCAAUGGCAAUCCCCACGGCCCAGAAAGUUCAUGCUCUAUGCGGCUGUGCAAGGAGUUGCACUAGGUACUGCAGCCUUCGUAAGACUUGCCGAGAAAGAUAAUGAAGGUACCGAGUCGACGUCAGAGGAGCGCAUGCUUCAAGCAUCACGGGACGAGAUUGAGAAGAGCAGAGACGAGUCAAGCGAUUUCUUAACCCGGUUUCGACACAAUGUUGUCUACUACAUAGACGUAUACUUCUGGGAGCCCAUCUGCACCGGUGUACGCUUCUUGCAUCUGGUGACUAUCUUCGUGCCAGUAAUAUUAGCCGUGCCUGCCAUCUGGAUUGGUAGCCGCCAGCCUGACCGCGACAACGAGAGAACGGGCACUCUUUGGUGGUAUCGAUUUCUCGUACAAGCCAUGGAAUGGGCCGGCCCAGCUUUUAUCAAGUUGGGACAGUGGGCCGCUUCACGAACAGAUAUCUUCCCGACCGAAAUGUGCGACAUCAUGUCUAAACUACAUUCCAACGCACCAGCCCAUUCUAUGCAUGCAACCAGGAAAACCAUAGAGGCUGCUUUUGACGGAAGGGCAUUCGAGGACAUUUUCGAGGAGUUUGACGAGAAACCACUAGGCGUGGGAGCCAUUGCGCAAGUAUACAAGGCCAAGCUCAAGCCAGACCUGGCUGCGCCUACAGAUAUCGAUGUGGUGAACUCCAACGGAAAUCUCCGCCAGAACGUUCGAAGGAAGGUCGAUCCACUGCUGAAGAGUACACCUAAGAGGGUGCCGUCUACCUAUGUCGCCAUUAAAGUCUUGCAUCCUAGAGUGGAGCGGACGGUGCGUCGCGAUUUGCGCAUCAUGGGAUUCUUCGCCUCGGCGUUGAAUCUGAUCCCAACCAUCGAGUGGCUCUCCCUUCCUGACGAGGUCGAACAGUUCGGCGAGAUGAUGAGGCUGCAGUUGGAUCUGCGGAUCGAGGCUGCCAAUCUCGCAGUGUUCCGAAAGAACUUCAAGGACCGUACAACUGCCUGGUUUCCAUUCCCGUAUCUCGAGUUUACCACACGAAAUGUCCUGAUCGAAGAGUUCGCACAGGGGAUUCCGCUGGCAGAUUUCAUGGAAAAUGGAGGCGGCGUCUUCCAGAAGGAUAUUGCACAAGAGGGUCUAGACGGGUUCCUGCGUAUGCUGUUGCUCGACAAUUUUAUCCAUGCAGAUUUGCAUCCAGGCAACAUCAUGGUCCGUUUCUACCAGGCCAAACAACCCACCUUCCUCCACCGUCCGGGCCAUGACUCAAAUAAACCACACCCUGAAGAGCAAGAGGACGUCACAGAGCAGAUUCUUGCGCGCCUGAGACCUCAUCGAAAAGACAAAGCUGCAUGGGCGGCGGAGCUUAAGAAGAUCGAUGCUGAAGGCUACCACCCGCAACUCAUUUUUAUCGAUGCGGGCCUGGUCACGGAGCUCAACGCGACAAAUCGACGCAACUUUCUCGACCUUUUCCGUGCUGUGGCUGAGUUUGAUGGCUACAAGGCUGGCCAGCUCAUGUGUGACCGGUGCCGACAGCCGGAUGCCGUGUUGGACAAGGAGGUCUUCGCCCUCAAGAUGCAGCACCUAGUCCUCAACGUCAAGAGCAACACGCUCGCAUUGGGCAACGUGAAGAUUGGUGAUAUCCUGCAGGAGGUCUUGAGCAUGGUCCGCGGGCACCACGUCCGCAUGGAGGGGGACUUCGUCAAUGUCGUCAUUAGCAUUCUGUUGCUCGAGGGUAUUGGGCGGACGCUCGACCCCAACGUGGAUCUUUUGAGCAGCAGUCUGCCUAUAUUGCGAGAGUUGGGUGCAAGGGGAGGCGCAGAGGCGCUUAGAGGCGGCGAUGUACACAUGCUGAUUGUCUGGGCUGGACUGGAAGCCCGACGCUUUAUGCAGGUUAGCAUUGAAGAUGUUGAGCGAUGUGUCAAGUAUGAUUUACUGGCACCAAAUGUAUAA
This is a messenger RNA of Truncatella angustata, 2073 nucleotides long. RefSeq names its product ABC1 family protein. Gene Ontology annotation, cellular component: mitochondrion. The record is from RefSeq and is a predicted model, not a curated record. The coding region runs from base 1 to 2073 and encodes 690 amino acids. Lineage: Eukaryota; Fungi; Ascomycota; Sordariomycetes; Amphisphaeriales; Sporocadaceae. The transcript has 3 exons.